AUUAAAUUGCAUUCAAACAGCUGCUCUAAUUGUGCAUUACUGAUCCCUUCAGGGAGUGUAACUGCUGUACAGGAUCUGCUGGGCAAGAUGAAGCUCUGGGUUUUGGUGUUAUGUUCAGUUCUGGUUGCAUCUGACCCUUUCCAGUCACAGCCUUCUUUUUCUUCAACCAGAGGAUCUUGUCAGAGUUUGUGUUCCUGUGAAGAAAAGGAUGAUACCAUGAUUAUAAACUGUGAAGAAAGGGGCAUUAAGAUGAUAUCAGAAAUAAAUGUCCCACCAUCACGGCCUUUCCAUCUUAAUCUAUUAAACAAUGGCUUGACUAUGUUGCGUGUGAAUGAUUUUGCUGGCCUUGUCAAUGCCAUCUCUCUACAUCUUGGAUUUAAUAAUAUUGCAGAUAUUGAGCCUGGGGCUUUUAACAGUCUCAGCCUUCUUAAGCAACUUCAUAUCAAUCACAAUUCUUUAGAAAUACUUAAAGAAGAUACAUUUAAUGGGUUGGAAAAUCUGGAGUUUCUUCAAGCAGACAACAAUUUCAUCACAGUGAUUGAAGCAAGUGCCUUUAGCAAGCUUAACAGGCUCAAAGUGCUUAUUUUGAACGAUAAUGCGAUUGAAUAUCUUCCUCCUAACAUAUUUCGUUUUGUGCCGUUGACCCAUUUGGAUCUUCGUGGAAACCAGUUACAGACAUUGCCAUAUGUUGGCUUUCUAGAACACAUUGGUAGAAUAUUAGAUCUUCAGUUGGAAGAUAAUAAAUGGGCUUGUAACUGUGAUUUGCUGCAGCUGAAGAUAUGGCUAGAAAACAUGCCUCCCCAGUCAAUAAUUGGUGAUGUUGUGUGCAAUAGCCCUCCAGUUAUCAAAGGCAGCAUCUUAAGCCGGUUGAAGAAAGAAUCACUUUGUCCCACUCAUCCUGUAAAUGAACUUGAAGAUCCUUCAGGAUCACUGCCCUUGGUUGUAACCACCUCUAUUAGUGAUAAUCAUCUAUUAACUAAGGUUAUUCCUAUCCUGAAAGCUCCUACUAAAGAGUCAACUUUUGUGCUUCAUGCUUCAAAGCCAACUACUCAGUUUCCAGGAAUCUAUUGUCCUGUCCCCUGUCACUGCACCAGCCAUACACUCUCAGGAGUUCUCAUGCACUGCCAGGAACGAAAUAUUGAAAGUUUGUCUGACUUAGGACCUCCGCCUCCAAAUCCUAAAAAGCUUAUUCUAGCUGGAAAUAUUAUUCAGACGUUACUGAAAUCAGAUCUUGUGGACUAUGCCAGCCUGGAAAUGCUUCAUCUGGGGAACAAUCGUAUUGAAAUCCUUGAAGAAGGAUCUUUUAUGAAUCUAACUAGACUGCAGAAAUUAUAUCUCAAUGGCAAUCAUCUUACAAAGCUAAGUCAGAAUCUUUUCCUUGGUCUUCAGCACCUUGAAUACUUGUACCUUGAAUAUAAUGCCAUCAAAGAAGUUUUGCCAGGGACAUUUAAUGCAAUGCCAAAACUUAAGGUUCUCUACUUAAAUAACAAUCUUUUACAGACUUUACCACCCCACAUCUUUUCAGGGGUCCCACUUGCCAGAUUAAAUUUGAAAACAAACCAGUUUGCCCAUUUACCCGUGAGUAAUGUCUUGGAUGAACUAGAUAUGCUGGUACAAAUUGAACUUGAAGACAACCCCUGGGAUUGUACUUGUGAUUCAGUUGGGCUGCAAAAAUGGAUACAAAAGCUGAGUAAGAAUACGAUGAUGGGUGACAUUUUUUGUAAAUCUCCAGGACACUUAGCAAAAAAAGAACUGAAAUCCCUGAACAGUGAUGUCUUAUGUCCAGGCUUAAUAAACAGCCCUGCACUACCAACUCAUGCCAGCUUUAUAGUUGUGACAACUUCUGCUACAACCACUGCUGCAGACACCAUCUUGCGGUCCCUUACAGAUGCUGUCCCACUUUCUGUUCUAAUACUAGGACUCCUGAUUGUGUUUAUAACUAUUGUAUUUUGUGCAGCAGGAAUAGUUGUUCUUGUUCUGCAUAGGCGGCGAAGAUGCAAAAAGAAACAAGCAGAUGAACAAAUGAGGGAUAGCAGCCCAGUUCACCUUCAGUACAGCAUGUAUGGGCAUAAGACAACACAUCACACAACUGAGCGCCCAGCUGCAACUCUCUAUGAGCAGCAUAUGGUUACUCCCAUGGUUCAGGUCUAUCGAAGCCCAUCCUUUAGCCCCAAGCAUACUGAGCAACAGGAGGAGGGAAAUGACAAGGAAGACAAUGAUUCCAAACAUCUCCGCAGAAGUCUCUUGGAAAGAGAGAACAGUUCACCUCUUACAGGUGCUAAUGUCAAAUAUAAGGCUACAGAUCAAUCAGCUGAAUUUCUGUCAUUUCAGGAUGCCAGCUCUCUGUACAGAAACAUUCUUGAAAAAGAGAGAGAACUGCAACAACUAGGUAUCACGGAGUACCUAAGGAAAAAUAUUGUCCAGCUCCAGCCUGACAUGGAGGUUCAUUAUCCUGGAGCACAUGAGGAGCUGAAGUUAAUGGAGACACUAAUGUACUCCAGACCAAGAAAGGUUUUCCUAGAACAGACUAAAAAUGAGUACUUUGAACUCAAAGCUAACUUACAUGCUGAGCCUGACUAUCUGGAAGUCUUGGAGCAGCAAACAUGAAGCAAACCUUUGGUGGGC
This is a messenger RNA of Rhea pennata, 2625 nucleotides long. RefSeq names its product SLIT and NTRK like family member 6 (gene SLITRK6). The transcript has 2 exons. Gene Ontology annotation, biological process: positive regulation of synapse assembly; axonogenesis; regulation of presynapse assembly. NCBI's taxonomy places the organism in Eukaryota, Metazoa, Chordata, Aves, Rheiformes, Rheidae. Gene Ontology annotation, cellular component: plasma membrane. Gene Ontology annotation, molecular function: protein binding. The record is from RefSeq and is a predicted model, not a curated record. Bases 88 to 2607 code for a protein of 839 amino acids.